This is a messenger RNA of Dendronephthya gigantea, 1406 nucleotides long. RefSeq lists its product as uncharacterized. NCBI's taxonomy places the organism in Eukaryota, Metazoa, Cnidaria, Anthozoa, Malacalcyonacea, Nephtheidae. Bases 27 to 671 code for a protein of 214 amino acids. The transcript has 4 exons. The record is from RefSeq and is a predicted model, not a curated record.
CUGAGAGUUUCUCUGUGCGAGUGCAGAUGGCAAUAAAAAAUGGCUCUGUUGCCCCUGAGCGAACACAGCUGAUUGCAGAUGUAGGGACCUUUUAUUAUGGUUUGUCCAGCCACCCAAAGCAAGGUGACUACAAGAGGAUUGCCAUUUUAGUGUGCGAGAAAUUCCCUGAGUUGAGAGAUUUCAAUCAAGCAAGCUAUUGGGUAUCAAUCCAGAAACAAUUGUCGCAAUUCUUCAGAAACCUUCGGCGGCGGACAGUUAACAAAGCGAUGCAUGGACAACCCCAUGGCCAUGCAAAUGAAAGUGCAUCAAAGAAAAUAAAACUGACUGCAGAGGAUGAUGAGCAAGCUCAAAAAAGAAAUAUGGAGCUUUUGAAAAAAGCAAAACCUGGUGCAAUGGCUCCUAAGACAUUUGCAAAACUCUUUGUCGACACAUUUAAUGAGCGGAGGAAAUUUAUCGAAAAUCAAGCUACAUCUUCUACAGAGGUCUUGGAGGAAUGUCCAUAUCUUGGUCAUCCAAAUGUUGUAAGAAAAGAAGUUAGCAGAAUCAUUGGGCAGAAAAAUUGGGAAAAAGAGGCUGAAAAGAAGUUGGAGACUGCAUUGAAAGCUGUCAUACAAAUUAAGGAUAAGGAAUGUGAAAUGAGAAGUGAACAGGUUGUGGAGGCUGUGGAGUAAAUUGAGAGAAAGACAAAAAGGAACAAAGGAACAACAACAAGUGUUCUAAAAUUCAAAGAUCCUGCAUCCACCAUGAGACCAGAAACCUUGUUCAAAGACAAGAAUGUCGAGUUUCGCUUGGUUGUGAUUGGGUCUCCUGAGGAGGUCAACCAAGUUUUUGUGGCAGGUGAAGACCAGUCAUUUAUUGAGAGUGAAGGUAUACUCCAAGGUUUGAUCGACCUGCUUUGUUGUUACUAUGCAUAUCACGUCUCCUACCCUGAAAGUAUGGAAGGAUGCUUGCUUUUCCUACAAGACAUUCUUUUGCCAACAAAUGAUGGCAACUACAGAGGAACAAAAUUUUCCUCAUUUAUGGCAAAGGUGCACCAAGGAAUUAAGGACAAUUCUGAUUAGAACAAUUUAUACAUGCCUGGACAUUCAUGCUUAUAUUAUAUGCAUGCCAUAUAUUUAAGGCAAAUUAUUAUUAAGGCAAAUUUUCCAUAUGACUUUUAAAUAUUUGUUGUGAAUAUAUGUAAGUGUUUUCUUGUAUGAUAAUGUUUUCUAUUUUUAAUACAUAUUUCACUGUUUAUGGACAAACUGUUCUGACUAUUCAUUCUAUUUAGAUAAUUGCCCUAGGCAAUUUGAUCUUGUGUGUUGGGUAGCACACCUUAGUGUGUUCCAAAACACACCUUGCACCACCUAGCAGUAUGUGUCUUGGAACACACCAAAGUUGUGUAGGAAAACACACCAAAGUUGUGU